Erythranthe guttata (spotted monkey flower) is the source of this 462-nucleotide messenger RNA. Its product is annotated as ethylene-response factor C3. The record is from RefSeq and is a predicted model, not a curated record. Gene Ontology annotation, molecular function: DNA binding; DNA-binding transcription factor activity. Gene Ontology annotation, biological process: regulation of DNA-templated transcription; ethylene-activated signaling pathway. Lineage: Eukaryota; Viridiplantae; Streptophyta; Magnoliopsida; Lamiales; Phrymaceae.
AUGGAGUACUCUUCCGGUUCAAAUAGUACUGCAAAAAACGAAGAAAUCAAAUCUUCUUUAUCAUCGGCCGAUUUCUCCGGAGAAGAAGCUUCUAGAAGAACGUUGAUCGGAGUCCGAAAAAUGCCGUGUGGAAAAUACGCAGCGGAAAUACGAGAUUCAACUAGGUGCAGGAUCCGCGUUUGGCUCGGAAAAUUCAACACGGAGGAAGAGGCGGCCUUAGCGUACGAUCAAGCUGCAUUCAAGAUGCUGGGCCCGUCGAUUCCGCUCAAUUUUCCAUUGGAAAAAGUAAUUGAAUCACUCGAGAAGAUGAAUUGCAGCGGCGAAGAGGGUUCUUCACCUGCGAAAGCACUCAACGAGUCGAAUAAAACGAUAAAUUUGUCGACUAAACAAAGAACGAUAAAUACAAGUGAGGAGGAAGAUAUUGUUGUUUUUGAGGAUUUAGGAUUUGAUUUGCUGGAUUAG